Molecule: messenger RNA, 3766 nt
Organism: Anneissia japonica
Lineage: Eukaryota; Metazoa; Echinodermata; Crinoidea; Comatulida; Comatulidae
Exons: 4
Coding region: 1039-2343 (434 amino acids)
Source: RefSeq, a predicted model, not a curated record
CAGGUAACCAGUGCAGGCGAUGAAGAGUAGGUGUUAUAUGCUCAAAGGUUGAUGCUAUAAGGUUGAUUGAAGAAUAAUAUAUCAUAAAGAUGAUGGUGGAUACUACACAGCAACGAAGUUCAAGAAGUUCAGAAAAUAAAGGGUUGAAUUUGAACUCGUUAUUGCCACUCUGUAUCCGUAAACUACACAAGGAGAGCAGCGGAUAGAAUUGAACCUGGAGAGCACAAGCUACAGUACUGUACAGUAUAUGUGUUUAUGGCUUUAUGUCAGUUGUAUUUGUUUUGUUUUUUUCUUUAUUUCUUUCACAUCUAAUGGCAAGUAAAGUACACUCUCCACUUACAGGAUGGAAUGAUGCUUUAUAAACUAAAAGUCUCUUUUCUGUAACAAUGCUGGGAGUCCAAGACUGGAGCUGGUUUUAGUCAAAGAAAAACAUAUCCUGGUGACAGGAUUUGAACCUAGGAACCUGGGACUAAAAGGUAAACAUCUUUUAAAAACCAAGAUACAGCUUCACCUGAGUAGUUGAUUAAAGAGUAGAUGCAUAGCUGACCACGAAACCUUCUACUGAUAAGAAGAGAAGCGUGUUACUUAACUCCAGGUUUAUGUGAAACAAAAUCAUUCAUGUCACAACCGAUACAAGGAAAGAACUACAAAUUUUCAUACAAGCAUAAAAAAAACCCCUAAGUCGAUUGGUCAUCAUAUGAUUUAGUAAUUUGAAUAACCAAUGAGAUAUCUUGUUCGAAGUUUAAUUGUUUUAUGUCAUUUAGGUGUUAUAUGUAACUGCUGUGACAGUGGAAGACGAUAUCUCUUACAUUUCAUGCUGAAAUUUCUUGUUUAAAAUUGAAGAAAUCAAGAAGCCUACUAUUUCGUACGAUUAAUUGACAAAUACUGAGGCCUGCCCAGUGUGUGCCGACCCAGUUGAGACUCAGGAGCCGGAAAAAAAAAAAUGCUGAGUGGCUUUAGAGUAUUUACUGGAAUUAUGAUGUACAGUAUACAAAACUGAUGUCACAAAUAGAUGUCUAAAAAGAAAUAUCAGAAAUCAUGGAAUUCAAAUAUAUUAUUAUCAUCGUACUUUCUACAGUCAUCGUCACUCUGAUUUUUUACACAUUUUUUAAUGUCUGCUACAGAAAAUUUUGUAGAAAGGAGUUGAUAGUUUAUAAAGUGCCAGAGGAUGAGGAGGAACCAAGAGUCUACUAUGACCCAGAUGAAAAUAAUAGCGAAAGUUCUUUACCAGAUUCUGUUGCUCAGCAGAAUUCAGACAUCAAUGAUUUACCUGGUGGCAGUGUGAAAACACAAUCAAACAUUUUCAAAAAAGCAGGCAAUUCAUUAAAUAGAAGACGAAUGCCAAGCUGGCAUCAGGUGAUCAGAAUUAUAAAAACAGAACCAAAAGCACCAGCAAACACAAAUAAUUUUGCAACAUUUAAACCACAUAACCGCAAAAGUAUUUUUAGACCAAUUAUGCAACAAAAUCCACUAGCGGAAAUGAAAUGCAGAGAAGAUGAUGUACAGAAUACUGGUGAUUAUAUAUCAACAGGAACAAGUUCAAUAACCAUCCACCAUCGAGCACAGAAUAUACAACAGGUAUCUGCACAAGUACACCAAGUGCAUACAUCAGAUGUAGCAGACAAAAAAAAUCAAUGUGGGUCUCCACUUGACAAUGAACAUCAGACAACACAAGUUAUCCUUGUCGAAGAAAACACGGGCGAUACUUGUGAGGGACAGCAGGAUGAUGAAGAGAUUAUGCAAACACCGUUAGAAAAUCAUUCAUAUGAUGAGCCUGAAUAUCUGGAGGUGGAUCCUAAUUACCCUAGACUUUCAAAUAAUUUAACCAAAAGCGUUGACCUAUUACAUGAAAAAUGUGCACUAAAAGUGGAAAGCAAUGAGAGUUUGUAUGAUAAUUUUGUUUUAACUUCUUCUUAUAAAAAGCGCAAACUUUUUAAUCUAAGUAGCUCAAUGUUUAAUGUAAAUAGCAAAACAAAUGAGGAUAGUUUGUUGUGUGAUACACGACUUUCUAUUGGGAGUUACUGCAUUGAAAAUGAAUCUGAACACCAUUAUCGAGACUAUGUCAUUCCAAAUCCACAUUCACAUGACAUUUGCUCUUAUGAUGAUUGUCAAUCUGAAGAAAGCGAAAUAUAUGUACCGAUGAACCCAGUCUCGCCAAACCAAGAAUCCGUGGUUGCUGCUGAGAGCCCAUACGUCAACACCAAACCAGUGUUGUGUUCUUCCAAGAGCAAAGAGCCCCAAUCAGGAACGUAUGUGGGUUUGUCAUCUCUUCCACAUUCUCCAACAAUGACUCAUAUACAGGUUUGUGCUGAAGAAUUUGAAGAGCAUUCUCAAAUGAAAUAAUUUGAAAAUCAGAACAAAGAUGACCCUUCUUAGAAGCAAUAACGCUGCUGAGUAUCGAGAAGCAAAGCAAUUAAGACCCUGAGUGUAGUAUUGUAAGAAUCUGGUUAUAGACCUGAGAAAAGUCAGAUUGUAAACGACUGAACAAUUUAAAAAUGUGGUAUUGUACAAAGAAUUACACAUUUCAAAGAGCCAGGCUUUCCUUGACAAUCUGAUAAAUGGACGCAGCUAUCAAGGUAAAUACUUUUCAGAGAUAGAAGAGAUAAAUUCUAUGAACAGAUAAUUAGUGAAGCUGGGGACUCACUGCGUCACACGACGGUUGUAUGACGAAUCCAACUUCGUUCCCCGCGAGCGCCAGACAAAACGAUGCCGUCGGCUGACUGUCUGUGGCAGUUUGAACGGAUUGUCGUUAAAAACGAUCUGUUGUGUGUGCGUCAUGGCGUUACGUUCUCCACAGAACCCUGUCGAUCGACAACUGCUGGCUUAAGAUAAAAAAGCAAUUUAUCUGGAUUUGGUUUGAUUCAUGCUUUUAUGUAGUCGCUUCUGUGUUCUUACUUUUUUGUAGUUGCUCUGUAGGUCAACACAGGGUCAACUAACUGUAACAUUCAACCUGUGUACACUACCAAGGUUAAAGCUGUGUGGUGUGAGAACAAAUGCAAUCCAGGCAUGAAACAACCCAGACUGGUUCACACAAAAAACUGUGUCAGGAUUGGCUUUACUCUCUAGUCUGAACAUAACCUAGGAUUUGUUAUUUUUAUUUGUUCUGACAUGAUUUGUAUAAUGUAUAAAACAUAAACAAAAGACAGUGAUUUGACCUUUAAGAUACAAGGAAGUAUCUCUUAGAAAGUCCACAACAAAAUUGAUACAGAAAGUGAAAUCAUGUCAACACAUAAGUUGAUAGAAUGUAAGUACUGCAGUUUCAUUCCGAUCAAAAAAAAAAAACCAAAAAAAUAUCAGUUAAAAUGUGGGCGGAGUCUCACAAUGUUUUAAACAUGUUUCUGUUGGCUGAAAAUUCACCUUGCAUAAAAACAUGUAUACAGUUGAACUUGCCUAAGUUAAAAAAAAAAAAUUGAAAAAUUGUUCGACUUGGAUAAAAUUCGACUUACAGAUUUUUAACUAAUGGAAAACACAACAAUCCAGCAUGUAAAAUAAAAUUGACUUAGAAAUUAUUUGAGUUAGGUAAAGUCAACUUAGGCAAAUUUAACUGUAGAUAUAUUCUUGACUUCAUAAAAAAAACUGCAAUACACAGCUGAAUGGAACUUUCCAGAGUGUUAAUCAGGACAGUGCAGGAAUACGUGCAUAGAGUACCAUGGUCGUGUCGUCACGACGCCAGGUGGCGCUCUCUGUUGUCAACAGACGUUGGUCACCGUUCAUUACGCCUGGAUGACUUCAUAGGCUUUCUGGAAUAGGCAUUUUAAAAUCUAUA